Molecule: messenger RNA, 9374 nt
Organism: Pan troglodytes (chimpanzee)
Lineage: Eukaryota; Metazoa; Chordata; Mammalia; Primates; Hominidae
Gene: RFX3
Product: regulatory factor X3
Exons: 17
Coding region: 381-2630 (749 amino acids)
Biological process (GO): regulation of transcription by RNA polymerase II
Cellular component (GO): nucleus
Molecular function (GO): RNA polymerase II cis-regulatory region sequence-specific DNA binding; DNA-binding transcription factor activity, RNA polymerase II-specific
Source: RefSeq, a predicted model, not a curated record
GGCCUCGUGCCCCGUCACCCCGCCACCCCGCCACCCCACCCGGGUUUGGGGGCCGUCAGUCACAGCGCUGCGCCCUCCCCUUCCGGCGGCUUGGCCGGGCCCGCCUCCUCCCCUCUUCCCUCCCCCACCCCUCCCCAUGCGAGUGUCUCCCUCUCCCUCUCGCUCUCUCUCUCUCUCCCUCUCUCUCUCUCUUUUGUGAGUUAUAGCAACCGUUGCCUUGUGAAUCAAGCGCCAUAGUCACCGUAGUCCUGGCGACUGUUACCCAUCAACAACAACUACUCCUCUCCUCCUCCUCCUCCUCUUCCUCCUCCUCCUCCCCACCACCACCAUCUCCAUCACCCACCAACAACACCACAAUAAUCCACAGCCAAGAGACCAUCAUGCAGACAUCAGAGACUGGGUCGGACACAGGCUCGACAGUGACCUUACAAACAUCUGUGGCUAGUCAAGCAGCAGUGCCUACGCAGGUGGUACAGCAAGUACCAGUACAACAACAGGUACAGCAGGUACAGACUGUGCAGCAGGUACAACAUGUCUAUCCCGCUCAGGUGCAGUAUGUGGAAGGAAGCGAUACUGUCUAUACCAAUGGAGCAAUCCGAACAACAACGUAUCCUUACACAGAGACACAGAUGUACAGCCAAAAUACUGGAGGGAAUUACUUUGAUACUCAAGGGAGUUCCGCCCAGGUGACUACCGUGGUCUCAUCCCACAGUAUGGUGGGCACUGGUGGGAUUCAGAUGGGCGUCACAGGAGGACAACUCAUCAGCAGCUCUGGAGGAACCUAUCUGAUCGGCAACUCAAUGGAGAAUUCUGGUCACUCAGUGACACACACAACUCGGGCCUCCCCAGCGACAAUUGAAAUGGCGAUUGAGACGCUGCAAAAGUCUGACGGUCUGUCCACUCACAGAAGCUCUCUUCUCAACAGCCAUCUCCAGUGGCUGUUGGACAAUUAUGAGACAGCAGAAGGAGUGAGCCUUCCCAGAAGCACUCUGUACAACCACUACCUUCGACACUGUCAGGAACACAAACUGGACCCAGUCAAUGCUGCCUCUUUUGGAAAAUUAAUAAGAUCAAUUUUUAUGGGGCUACGAACCAGGAGAUUGGGCACUAGAGGAAACUCCAAAUACCACUACUAUGGGAUUCGUGUCAAGCCAGAUUCCCCUCUUAAUCGUCUGCAAGAAGACAUGCAGUAUAUGGCUAUGAGACAACAACCCAUGCAACAGAAACAAAGGUACAAGCCUAUGCAGAAAGUGGAUGGGGUUGCAGAUGGUUUCACAGGAAGUGGUCAACAGACAGGCACAUCUGUUGAGCAAACUGUAAUUGCCCAAAGCCAACAUCAUCAACAGUUUUUAGAUGCAUCUCGAGCACUUCCAGAGUUUGGAGAAGUUGAAAUCUCUUCUCUGCCAGAUGGUACUACCUUUGAGGAUAUCAAGUCACUGCAGAGUCUUUAUAGAGAGCACUGUGAGGCAAUAUUGGACGUUGUUGUGAAUCUUCAAUUUAGCCUGAUAGAAAAAUUGUGGCAAACAUUCUGGCGCUAUUCUCCCUCUACUCCAGCUGAUGGCACUACCAUUACCGAAUCGAGCAAUCUGAGUGAAAUAGAAAGUCGACUUCCGAAAGCAAAGCUGAUAACUCUGUGCAAACAUGAGUCUAUCCUGAAAUGGAUGUGUAACUGUGACCAUGGGAUGUACCAGGCUUUGGUGGAGAUUCUCAUCCCCGACGUCCUUAGACCUAUUCCUAGUGCCUUGACCCAAGCCAUUCGAAAUUUUGCAAAAAGCCUUGAAGGUUGGCUUUCCAAUGCCAUGAACAAUAUUCCACAGAGAAUGAUACAAACCAAGGUUGCCGCUGUAAGUGCCUUUGCCCAGACUCUGCGAAGAUACACGUCGCUUAAUCACCUGGCCCAGGCAGCUCGUGCAGUGCUUCAGAACACUUCCCAAAUCAACCAGAUGCUUAAUGACCUCAACCGUGUUGACUUUGCCAAUGUCCAGGAGCAGGCUUCCUGGGUGUGCCAGUGUGAUGACAACAUGGUUCAGAGACUAGAAACAGACUUCAAGAUGACUCUUCAGCAGCAGAGCACCCUGGAGCAGUGGGCUGCGUGGCUUGACAAUGUGAUGAUGCAAGCACUGAAACCCUAUGAAGGAAGACCCAGUUUUCCUAAAGCCGCCAGGCAGUUUCUGCUAAAAUGGUCUUUCUACAGCUCAAUGGUUAUUCGGGACUUAACCUUACGCAGUGCUGCUAGCUUUGGCUCCUUCCACCUGAUCCGUCUACUCUACGACGAAUAUAUGUUUUACUUAGUAGAACAUCGUGUUGCUCAGGCAACAGGAGAGACUCCCAUAGCAGUCAUGGGCGAGUUUGGUGAUUUAAAUGCCGUGUCUCCUGGAAAUCUGGAUAAAGAUGAAGGCAGUGAAGUAGAAAGUGAAAUGGAUGAAGAACUGGAUGACUCUUCAGAGCCUCAAGCCAAAAGAGAGAAAACAGAGCUGAGCCAGGCAUUUCCAGUGGGCUGCAUGCAGCCUGUUCUCGAGACUGGCGUGCAACCAAGCCUCCUGAAUCCAAUUCACAGCGAGCACAUUGUCACAAGUACUCAGACUAUCAGACAGUGCAGCGCUACAGGAAAUACCUACACUGCAGUCUAAAGAAUAUUAAAGCGUAUUUUUCCAGCUUACAUUAACCCUGUUGAUAUUGGGCUUAAGUUGAAAAUUUAAUAAGCCUGAAGGUCGACUGUUGUCAAAUUCUAUCUGUGCUGAACAUUAACUUUUUGGAGUUGUGAAAUGGAAUGGGUGUAUGUAUUUUGCCAGAUCUUUUUUUUUAACGUAAACAAAUUAUUUGCUUCUUAAUAAUGAAUUUUUUCCCUUAGUUUCAGGUGUCAAGAAGGAUUUUUACAACACUUAAUGUCAAUGUUUUGUUUUCUUAUAAUUAAAAAGUAAUUUACAUUUUUUGUAGCUUAAAAUAUUUUAUUGUUGAUUGUUAGUCUUGGUGUAUGAUUUCAUGUGUAAGUUUUUUAAUUAGAUGCACUUCUGUGAAAUAUCAAAAGAAAUGAUUUUUUUGAUUUACACUGGAGGCAUGCCCAUUUGGCAGCAGAUGCAUCAAAUUUGCUUUUGAAAGGUGCUUUUCAUUGGACAGAACCAUAAGACACUAUUUUGAUAACAUUUUGAGUACGGAGAGAGAAUACAGAGCAUUUUUAUUAUAGUGCUAGAGGGUUUGGAAGGUCAUCUAUUUUUCUCUGAGGAAAAAUUGAGCUGUACAUUUAUCAGUUCAGAGUAAAUGACAGAAUUGCAAGAGAUUAUGCUAAUAUGUACAUAAUUUGUGUACAUAAUUAUUAAACCAUGUUAACAAUGCAAGCUUCCGUUAAACAUUGAAUUUUAACUAUUAUUUGCAUACCAAUUCCUCUGUUUAAAGACUACUGAUUCUGUAUUUGGGACCACUGCACAGAUGCAUUCUGCUGUUAAGUGGGGGCUGUUAUAGUUAGAUACUGAAGCAGAAAAAAAAGACUUGACUUUUUUUUUUUAAGUGUACAUGCUACUUAUGCUGAGCUGGACAUACAGGAAACCAUUCCAUUUGGAUGACUUUCUUUUAUUCCAGGUCUUUUUCCUAAUAGUAGUUCAAUAUGCUGCUAUUAUAAACGAGAAUUUAUAGAAUGCAAGGAAUGUAGCAACCUACAUAACGUUAUUUCCUUCAAAACUAUUUCCUGGUUUCUAAAGUAUGUGGAUUUAAAUUGUAAACAGAACCUGAAGGCAGUGUAACUGGCACACCUCACUGUUACUUAUCCCCAAUUCUGUAGGAUUUGGAUAGGUGGCUGGAUGGACCAUUGCCAUUGAAGAAUGUACAUCAGGGAUCAUCGUACCUCGGCUAUUACAUGGUGCCUUAAAACAGAACUGAAGCUAAGGUUUAGUAAGGUUUAUUUUGUUCAUGUGACUAACUCUUCAAUCCAUUUGACAAAGUGUGCCUGUCAUUUUCAGAUUCCUGAAGUAAGGACAGGUGACAUGUUCUUCAAAGGAAAUUUAGGGAAAACAAAGCAAAACAAAAAGACAAAAAUCAGUUUCCCUCUUUGAGUGACCGUGGAUCUAUUUUUUAUUCUUAGAGCUGAAUAUUACUUGAUUACAAAUCAGAUUGCUUAAGGGUGUGGAAUAGCAGGCUAGUUUUAAUACCAACUUGUUAACAUAAAAUCAUAUAUGUUUUAGACCAUUCUUACUUAGUUACAAUUUUAGAAAGUUAACAAAGUAAGCAGGUACUUAUCGAAGUGCAUCUUUUCAGUCUAAAUGUUUGUCUGUGUGUCUAGGUGCUGGUGAGUCCACAUGGACACAUGAGUGCCCAUGGGGCAGGAGUCUGCUAUAAAGUCAGAAGGUGAGAUCCUAGAGAGUUACACCCAGCCCCAUUUUAAUUUGCAUGAAAAGCCAAGGUUCUUUUAAGCACUCAAAUUAUUUAAUGAUUAAAACACAGGAAAGGCACAUCUGUUCAUUUAAAUAGUUGUAAAAAACUAAUCAGCAAAAAUAAAUAGAUAAUAAAGCCAAAAAAAAAGGAAAGCACAAAAUGAUUGACAGAUUAUCAAAUGAGGCCUAUAUUAAACCCAAGAUGUUUAUCUUUCCAGUGGUAUUGGGGUAAGGGGGGUGGGGGGUUGGAAAGAACAGGUGAGCCAGUCUGUAAAGUUAGAAAUACCAAAUGGCUUAUCGGGUAAUGCACAGUGUAUUUAAGCUGUUGUUGCUUAAUUGCCUCAGACUACUCAAAUAACAUCAACAACAUUUCUUAAGUAAAAUUUAAAUAUUUUAGAUGUAAUUUUAAAAACGGAUCCAAAUUUUUUAUUAUACAACUCACUCAUAUAUUUGAAAGCCUUCACUAGCAUAGUAGCACCACCUGCAUCUAAAUGUCAUUUAAAUUACUGUCCCCCUUUUUCCUCCCAAAAAGACAAUGGGUUUGUACCAAAACACACACACACAAAAGGCAAACACAACAUGAUAAUCUGCAAAAGUUCAUGUAUCUACUUCAUUGUGCAUAGGAAGUGUUGACAGGUAAAAUUAAAAUCAAAAAUUGAAAAAACACUCUUCAUUUUGGCUCUCCUUUCUGAAUUUUUUCAGUUUCCUGUCUCUACCCGCCAUCCUUUGAGUGAUACUAUAUCUGUAUUGGACCAAAUGUAUUUACUGGUUUCAUUUUGUUUAUUGAAUGACUUUAAAUGUAUUUAUUAUCAUUGUUUAAUUUAAUGUUGGAUAUAUUUGUAUCAUUACAGGAAUCUGAUAAUAAUGGGCAAAUUUAGAUUGAUGAGGCUUAGGGAUCGGGGAUGCUCCAGGAUUCAACAUUUCUUCCAAUUGUUCAUGGUUUGUUCUAAAUUAGGACAGAUUAAGAACUAAUAAAACAUUAUUACAUUUGAACUUGACUCCAUAAAAAUAUUCUGAUCUCCUUUAUGAAUAUUAGGAAUAUUCUUUGUGAUUAGUGUAAGUAGUUUGGAUCAAAACAUAAAAAGAAGACCUAUGGUUUAUGCUACUUCUAGUUAUUUGUAGUUCACAGUAAAACAUGCACAGACAUACACACAAACAUUUUCAUCAAUUUCGAAUUUGAAUUGUGAAAAAUAUAUGAGAAAAUAAAAACAAUUUAUACAUUUGAGCAAAUUGAGCAAUCACAUUUAUUGCAUUUAUUUCCAUUUUUCCCUUUUUUCACUCACUGAAAGUGUGGGUUUUCUAAAUAAUAUUAGACACGAACACUCAACAGAUUUAUUCACAAAUGACACAAGUACACAUUUUAAGACUUCUUUGUAUUUCUUGCAAUUAUAACCAAUCACUAGUCAUGAAAUAUACCUACAUAAACCAAGUCCUACACUUUCAGUGAGGAAGAAUGUAAGGAAGGUAUGUUGACUGUUUUCAAGUUUCAGAAAAGAUAUUUUCAUAUGACAGGAUUGAGUAUCAUGGGUAUAGUUUGAUCUUGACAUAUAGUUUGAAAAUCAUACUCAAAAGAUUUGCAUUCAUGAAACCAGUGAACAAUAGGGUGGAAUGGAUGAACCAUCUCCUUGGAAGACAUGGCCCAAUUUUCAAUUUUUUCUUUGGCUAUCAAGUUGCUAGUCACUUAUUCAGGAUUUUCAUCCAAACUGUGUUUGGACUGACUGUAUAAGUCUUACUGCCUUUUCAGAAAUCUGCUUUCCUUUGUGUGAUUUUUCUUGUACUGUAUAGCACGGUUUAUGCACCUCUCUUUAGACGGUGUACUUUAAAAACAAAAGUAAAAUUUAGAAAAUGGUUUUAACACUGCAUACCUAAAAUUAGUAGUGUGCAGCAUUGACUGCCUUUGAUUUGUAGUAGACAAGUAAAAAUGAAUACGUUCUUGUAGAAUGCUGUAAAAGUUAUUCAGGAAUGAAUACGGUUUUAGUGCCGUAAUCAUGAAUCUUUUUAUAUGAAUGCAAUGUCUAAAAGUGCUAAAUGCAUUUUCAAAUUUUUAAAAAUUCCUCAGAUGAUAUAUUUGAAAUGUCUAAAAUAAUGCUGUGCUUGAAACAUUAGUGUAAAAGGAAAAAAAAAAAAUGUGUCACUGUGAUGUUGGUCCUCCCUGUGUGGACACAAGUAGAAAGAAAAAACUUGGCAAGUCACCUUUGUGUACAAUUUGAGGCAGUGGUUAUAUACAAUAAAUUGACCUUUAUUAUAUCCCCCAGACACACACAUUCUUGGUGAGAAAAUAACAACCAUCCAAAAAUUGAGAUGAGAACUUUUGUGAUCUGUAUGAAUCACAACAGAUCAUGGGGGAGGAGGAUUGGCAUGCAGUGCUGUUGAAAAUUGGGCUUGUUGCUAGAUCAGAACAACCUCCAUGUAUAUGGUUAGAACGAAUCAAUUAAUGGAAUCCUAGUAUUUCUGCAAGUUUGGUGAUUUUUAAAAACUGGAAUAGAAGCAUUAAUUCAGUGCUUAGUUCUAGUAUUAGAAAACCCCUUUGAUGUAAUGCCUUGUAUUAACCCUUUGAGCAUUGUAAGAUAUACAAUGGGGGACAAAAGCCUUUCAGAUCAUUUAUUUAGACUUAGACCGGUAAAGUAUACUCUAUAUCCAAAUGUCUAAUUAUGCUGUUUUUUUAAAGGGGGGGUAGGAAGGGAAAGUGUUUCCACGCCGAACACUUGCAUUUUAUAUACAACUCUUAAUUUUUCUUCAAGAGGGCUUGAUAUAUUUAUUCCCAAAUAUUCACUGCCAUCUAAGUAAGUGUACUGUUUACAGAAAAAAAAAAAUCAACUUUUCUAGCAUCACACCAUAGUCUCUAGAAAAGGAGGACAAAUACAUGGGCCUGGAUAGACCUAUGUCAUAACUGAUCUCUGCACAUUGAAGGUACCUAGAUUGCCUUUAAAAGGUAUAAAGAAAGGGUUAAGUUUCUUUUUUUUUCUUUUUUUUUCCCAAAAUGAAUCAAAAGAUCUCAUUUAUUUAGCUUUAGAAAGUACAAGUGUAAGUAAAGCCUUAGGAAGAAACGAGUUCGAGUGGAUUAAGAGAAUCUGAACUCUUUGGGGGCAGUUAGGCUAUUUGGAGUUAGAUCGCUCAUAAAAUAUUGUUUGGGAAUUUCACACAGGGCAUAAUUUUAUCUAUGCUCCAAAACUUUAAUACUUUGUCAAAAAAUUAUAUAUAGAUAGAAUGGAGAGCAAAGCACUUGAUUUUAAGCUCAUCUGUCAGGAGAUGCUAUGACUACUGCUUCUGAUAUCUCUAAAUGUCAGUCUGCUUACGCCAUUGCUGAUUUUGUUCAAGGGAAUCUCUUCGUGCACUUGAUUCCCUCUGUUCCCUGCGUGAUCGAACAUGAAAGCAGUGUUGUCUGCAGAUGUGCUUGCGCUGCCCUAGCUGGGUGCAAAUAAGAGUGUAACCUAUUCUGAUGUCUGGUGAAAGGCAUCCGUAGCAUAGUGCAAGUAUGCCGUAAACGUUGCUUUUUAGGCAGUUGAGGAAGUCAAACCAUGCAAAUUACUCAUGUGUUAACAUGCAAUACUCAAAGGGUUUUAAUUUAACUCUCUUCUUUUGAAUUCUUCAUGAUGAUUUACUGUAAAUGCUUCUCAGUUUGCAUGCCUUGAUCAUUGCUGCUAGUGAUUUUAUGUGCCAGUAGACCUGAGUUUAGUUUACCAAUUUUACUUAAAUAGUAAAAGCCACUUACAAAGUGACUGCCUAGGAUUUUUUUUUCUUUCAUUUGAAAUAAUUGAUAAUAUGUUUUUUUAAAAAGAAAAAUGUGUUUUGUCUCUUCUUUUAUUUGGUUCUGGUUUGAUUCUUUUUCUCCCCUCUUUCCUUUGUUUUUUUUAAAAUAAAUUAUGAUGUUGGGAUUGGAAGCCCUGAGUAAUGAAAAUCUUUGGUAAGAAUUGUUUAUGUAGCUCAAUAACGAGGACAACAAAUAUUCUUUAGAAGAAUUUUGAUUCUGAGGAGGAAAGAAAAUAUAAAAACUCCCAUUGACUGUUGAUAACCAAGUAAAUUUUUCCUUCAGUAAAUUAGUAUAUUUGAAGAAACGAUCGCCUUGUUUUAACUUGCUAAACAACAAUUUUAAAUGACCCAAUAAAGAAUCUAUUGAAUUUUAUUCGUUUAAAAAGCAUCUUUUGUACCAAAGCAAAUUUUUUUCUCUACUCAUUUCUAUCAUCAAUUUGGACCUAUGGUGGUGACCAAUGCAUUGGUUACAGAAACUUUAAGUGAGUGCCUUGAGAAAACUUGGAAAUUUGUGCCUGAGGUGGUAAACUUUUAAUUAGGUUAAUUGUAGUGCUUACCAAUCAGUAACUUCACUAUCACUCAGGGCUUUCGUACCUUCUAGGUAAAACUUCUUUCAUUGUGUUUUUUUAAGAUACUGUAUUUUUUUUUAAGUGCCAUCAUUUAAAUUUCACUUAGUAAGUGGCAGAUUACAUUAUUCAGUCCCACAAGCACAGAAACAUAGUAACACUAGGAGAUAUUUGAACAUUUAUUUUACAAUCGACUGAAUAUAUUAUGUAAAUGAGGUAAGCAACUUUUGUAGAGAUUGUAUGUGUGAGAUAAUGUAAUGUUCUUUUCCAGUUUUUGGACUACAGUUGAAUAAACUUUUUAAUUAUUUAAAAACAUCUUUACCGAAUAACAUGUGAUGGUUUUUUGUAUAAUGUAUUUGAUUUUGUAAAUACGUAUUUCCUGAUGUGAUUUUUGUGAGAAAUGCUAAAUCUUUUAGUAUAUCAUGUCCUCUCAAAAUUGGCAGGAGCUAAAUAAUAGUUUGUGGGCGAUUUGUAUUGUGUACUGUACAAUAACUGGGGAACUUUUAUAAUUAUAAAAAUAUAUAUUAACUUUUAGUGUGUUGUUUAAACAAAUGACUGGAACAUACUAAAGAUAUUAGUAGGAUUUUUCUGAAUAUUUCAGACUUGAACUCAGGCUAGCUUUCUUGUGUUUUUCAAAACAAAAUGGUGUCUUGUCUUUUAAAAUCAAUAAAUUUGUUUCCUUGUUACAAAUACA